Messenger RNA from Tetranychus urticae (two-spotted spider mite), 1600 nucleotides. RefSeq names its product real-time (gene retm). NCBI's taxonomy places the organism in Eukaryota, Metazoa, Arthropoda, Arachnida, Trombidiformes, Tetranychidae. Gene Ontology annotation, cellular component: mitochondrial intermembrane space. The record is from RefSeq and is a predicted model, not a curated record.
AAAAACCAUCAGAUGGUUAAAGCUUUUGCUUUCUCAGUAAACUCAGUAAUCAUCACUUGGAGGAAGGCAAUUUAGUGUUUAAUCAUCGUAUUGAGCUGUGUGCUUUCGUCUGAUUCUUACUCAACCCCAAUCAUGUUUUUAUUUAAUCAUGUUGAGACAAGCCAGGAGAAAACAGUUAUUCUUCAAUGAUGAGUUUACUUUAUCUGUUUUGUUGAAAAGUGGGUGAAAGGCCAAUGUCAAUCUUAACCUUCAACAACAAUAUUUCCUAUCUCAAUUGGUUCGACAUUUAAUCUUACAUCUUUUAUUAUUGGUUCAAGUAUUAUUUUUUUGUUGUCUCUCACAUUACUGGACCAUUUGUUAAAAAAUCUGAAUGAUCUCUACCAGUUUAUUCCUAUUAUUUUUAAGUGCAUCGUGUUAACAAAAAAGAAUAGAUAGGAAUAGAAAGAUUUGUUGUUUUAAUCCGCCUCAAUAUUUAUACAUAAUUAUUGUUUAAAAGAAUCACCAUCAUUCCAAUUGAAUCCAACAAAGUUCCAUUAACAUACACAUCUGUAAACAUAUUUAUCAUCCACCGGUUAAAUUUGGAUAAUUAGCAUUUGUUUAUUAAUAAAAAACCCUACGGGACUCAACUCUAACACAACCACGAGAUGGUGCAAAAGUAUAAAUCACCCAUUAGGGUUUACAAAUAUCCAUUUGAGCUGGUUAUGAAGGCCUAUGAAAAACGAUUUCCAACCUGUGACAUGAUUCCAAUAUUCGUUGGUAGUGAGAUAAUCCAUGAGGAAGAAUCUGAUGAUGGUGCUGUUCAGAUCAUCGAAAGACGAUGUAAACUUAAUGUGGAAGCUCCUUAUUUAUUAAAAAAGAUGUCAGGAAUCGAUUAUUUCUAUUGUAUUCAAAGGAAUACUUUGGACAGAAGGAAAAGGACACUUGUUAUCGAAGCAUGGAAUGAAAGCUUUGCAUCAAGAAUACAUAUUAAAGAGUAUUGCACUUAUUAUGUGCAUCCAGAAAAUGCCGAGUGGACUUGUUUCGAGCAAUCGGCUAGUUUAGAAGUAAAAUCGUUUUAUGGACUGGAAAGUGCUGUUGAAAAAUUGGCAGCCAAACAUUAUGCAGCCAAUGUAAACAAGGGAAAGGAGAUAAUUGAAUAUCACAUUGAAGAAUUGAGAAAACAAGAUAUAACUUAUGUUCCGCCCUAUGUGGACCAGAUAACGUCAAAUUCGUGUAACAAUGAGAAAGAGUCAAUCCAUUAUCCAACGGCAAACAAUUAUUCUGCAAUUAUAUGACUGUUAUACCAUCAUUUUUGUAAUGAUAUAGUUCAUUUCAGUCUUGUGGUCUCCUCAUAACACCUAAUUCAUGUUUCACUCAAUCUCUUUUCAAUCAAACUCAUUCAAUCUUUCACACAUUCAGAAUACACACACAAAAUUGUUUCUCCUUUUGGCCUUCGAAUUUUGUCUUUCUUCUUUUCUUUCCAUUUACUUCUUCUGUUUCCUUUCCAUCUUUGCUCUCUAUCUUUGUUCUUUCAACUCUGUUCUCAAAAUCAUGGAGAAUUCAGAGAAUAAAAAACCAUCGGUCUGGAGAGUUUCUUCUCUUCAAAUCAGGCAAUCUCAAA